This is a messenger RNA of Physella acuta, 575 nucleotides long. RefSeq lists its product as uncharacterized. Lineage: Eukaryota; Metazoa; Mollusca; Gastropoda; Physidae. The record is from RefSeq and is a predicted model, not a curated record.
GACAAAAGUGGGUCAUGUGGAGAUGGAGAAAAGUCGGUCACCCACGAGAGAAACACGGCCAUAGGAUCCAGCAAGACCUAGUCAUUGUAUGGUCGAAAGACUAGCCAAUGGACCGUCCAGCCAGCAGGCCACCAGACACGGGUCAGCUAAAGGACGUGAGGGCAGGACCCGAGGCUCCGUCCAGUCCACCUGCUGAGCUGCACCAUGGGCUGGAGCCUCCCACCGCCCACAGGGUACAGAGCCGCACUAACAGCAGUGCCAGUAGUUCCAGUAGCAUUGAACAGAGAGAGUCCCCAGCUUCCAUGCAGCACUCACAGCCACGUUAUGAGCAGAGGGAAUCUCCGGCUUCAGUGAUGCACUCUCAUUCUCGGGGAGAGCAGAGGGAAACCUCAGCUUCAGUUUUACUUUCACAUCACAGAAGUGAACAGAGAGAGUCUCCGGCUUCAAUGAUGCACUCCCAUUCUAGAGUUGAGCAAAGAGAGUCUCCGGCUUCAAUGCUACACUCCCAUCCUCGUUCUGAGCAAAGAGAGUCUCCAGCUUCAAUCUUCAAUGUUACACUCCCAUGCUCGUUCUGA